This is a messenger RNA of Symbiodinium natans, 1590 nucleotides long. NCBI's taxonomy places the organism in Eukaryota, Dinophyceae, Suessiales, Symbiodiniaceae. The record is from the annotation of a GenBank genome assembly.
AUGGCCCUUCCUUCCGAGGCCACGUUCCUGCUUUUCCCAGAGCGCCGGCUCACGGCGGCACCCCUUCAAGGCCAGACUUCGAACAUCAGAGUGCAGGUUGGGCUUGUGGGCGAGGAGACAGGACAUCAGAUGCCACCGGUGACCCUCUUGGCGCAGAACACCCAGUUUCAGGGUCCCGCCCAAGUCAAGCUCUGGGUGACGCCGUCUGCCGCAGCCUACGAGCCGCCGGCCAUGGACACGGUGGUCAACUCAACAGCCUUGGGAGUCGUGGAGAUUCCGAUCACCGAGCUGGGUCUACUGCUGAGCGCCCCGGUGGUGGAUUACUCCGUCACCUAUCCGCCAGGGAUGUUGUUCAGCACCUACUUCAUUGACCCGGCUGAGGGAGCUCCAUCAGCAUGGGGCCUGCUGGUGCGGGGAGCUGCCUCCGUAGAGGUGGCUCCGUCGAUGCUCUUGGCGAUCCCCAAGGUCACAUCUGUGUAUCCUCGCAUGGUGCCAUGGCUGGACCGCAGCCAGCGCGCGGUGGAACUGGACGAGGAUCCGAGCUUGCUGAUUGUGGGCCUGGGCUUCGUGAACACGAACUUGCUUCGAUGCCGCCUGGUUGACUCGUUUGGUGAUGCCAUCAUCUCGCCCUAUGCCUCCUUCAUCAGCUCUACACAGGUGCGAUGUGGUCUUCCACCCUUCGCACUUCCAGGAAGCUCCAAUGUGAAGAUCGAGGUGUCGAAUGAUGGUACGGAGUGGUCCAAAGAGAGCUUCGAGGCUUGUCACGCUGCGCCCAGCUUUCGGAUUCCCCACCGGGUCGAACACGGUGCAGGUCACGACGGCAUCCACUUUGCCAAAGGUGGCUACGAUUGGCUGCCUCUUUGGUCUGGGAGCGGAGUCGCGAUCAGAGGCCCCAAACUGAAGAAAGUGUUUUGUUUAUAUCUCUUUGUUAGAAGCCGCAUGGCGCUUUGGCUGGGGCUCCUCGUGGGCUUCUGGAGUUUGUGCGCGACAGCCGCUCACGAUGCCGCGGCCCUCAUGGCUGCGGAUGAUGAGUGCGGACAGGAGAACAGCAGCGCCUGUGUCGAGAAUCGGACAUGUGUCUUCAAACCCGAUCGAAGUUGGAGCCAGUGCGUGCCCUUGGACGACGACACCUUUCAGAAGGAGUGUAAAUAUUGGGACCGAAAACUGCGACUUUCCGCCAUCAACGAGACGGGCCUGACUUGCAACAGCGUCCUGUGCGAGUAUGACCAGGACUGUCCACUGUCCACGGUCUGCUUGUCAAAGCAAGACGGCAGUUGGGCCCAAUGCGUGCCCCUCACCAAGAAGGAGUUCCAAGAGUCUUGCGUGAAGUGGGAGGACGACUUCCGCCUGGCGGCGAUCGAAGCCACCGGCUUCAAUUGCCCGAAUACCCGAUGCUACUCCCAAGACUGGUGUGUCCGGGGAGCCCGGUGUGCAAUUCAAGCUGAUGGAACCUGGGGGCAGUGCAUUUCAUGCCACGAUGACAGCUUUCAGACAAACUGCUACUCCUGGAAGGCCACCUUCAUCUCCGCAGCAGAGAAGGCCUGCCACAGGAAGUGCCGGUAUGACCUGGAACCAGACAGUGAGGAAUAG